ACUUCCCCUUCGCCGCUAGCUCUACAACAGCCUGAUUUCCCCGAAAUGAUGAGGCGGCGCUGGCCAAUGGGCGUCCUCUCGGCUCUUUAGGAGGCGGGGCCCAGCUUGGGCUGGGGGAAUCCCGCUAAGUGUUUAGAUUCUCCGCGGCGCCGCGGUUCAGGCAGAGCGCGCCACUCCUUCGUCGAGGCAGGACGUGCACGCAAUUCGGGCUAGCAGAGGCCAGCGAGAGCCGUGCCAAGUCAAGGCCAGCCGUGCCCAGCGGCUCCGCGACCCGGGCAUCCUCUGCCUUCUCCCCGUUCCCACUGGAAUCGCGCUCCUAGCGCUCGCAAAAGCAGCCCUCGCCGGGACCCUCGGUUGCUGCCGUCGGAUAGUGUUUGCUGUCGAGACAACAUGCCCAUCACUCGGAUGCGCAUGAGACCUUGGCUAGAGAUGCAGAUUAAUUCCAACCAAAUCCCAGGGCUGAUCUGGAUUAAUAAAGAGGAGAUGAUCUUCCAGAUCCCAUGGAAGCACGCUGCAAAGCAUGGCUGGGAUAUCAACAAGGAUGCCUGUCUGUUUCGGAGCUGGGCCAUUCACACAGGCCGAUACAAAGCAGGGGAAAAGGAGCCGGAUCCCAAGACCUGGAAGGCCAACUUUCGCUGCGCCAUGAACUCGCUGCCAGAUAUUGAGGAGGUGAAGGACCAGAGCAGGAACAAGGGCAGUUCAGCUGUGCGGGUGUACCGGAUGCUCCCGCCCCUCACCAAGAACCAGAGGAAAGAGAGAAAGUCCAAGUCCAGCCGAGACGCUAAGAGCAAGGCCAAGAAGAAGCCAUAUGGGGAAUACAGCCCCGAUACCUUCUCUGAUGGACUCAGUAGCUCCACCCUGCCCGAUGACCACAGCAACUACACAGUUCGCAGCUACAUGGGGCAGGACCUGGACAUUGAACGGACUCUCACUCCAGCGCUGUCACCGAGCGUCAGUAGCACUCUCUCUAUCUGGCCCAUUCCAGUGGAAACUGUGCCAGACAGCACCAGCGACCUGUACAACUUUCAGGUGUCGCCCAUGCCCUCCACCUCCGAAGCUGCAACAGAUGAGGACGAGGAAGGGAAAUUAACUGAGGACAUCAUGAAGCUCUUGGAGCAAACAGGGUGGCAGCAGACAAGUGUGGAUGGGAAGGGGUACCUGCUUAAUGAACCCGGGGCCCAGCCCACCUCUGUCUAUGGAGAGUUCAGUUGCAAGGAGGAGCCAGAAGUUGACAGCCCUGGGGGGUAUAUUGGCCUGAUAUCUUCAGAAAUGAAGAACAUGGAUGCCAGCUGGUUGGAUAGCCUGCUGACCCCGGUCAGGCUGCCCUCCAUCCAGGCCAUUCCUUGUGCACCAUAGAUGGGCCCCCAGCCCCCUUUGACUCCUUUAGGCGACAGGGCCUGGCAUCAUGGUGGCGGUGGUGCAGAGAAGCAGGAAUCCUGUGGCCCCUUGAUAUGAUGAAGUGUGACCCCACUGCUGACCAAGGAUGAAGCCUCCUCGGGACAGUGGCCCCCUGCAGUCCGGCAGGGCAGGGUCUGGACUCAUCUUGUGGGGUAAAGCUGGCCCUGCCUCCUGGGAAGAUGGGGAUCUGAGACUGGCGUGUCAGAUGGCAGUCUGAGACAGGAGUCAGCCUCCAGCUUUCCCCUCUGAGCCCCACUGCCUGGAGAGGGUUUUGCUAUCCCUGAGCUGGCCCGAGGGAACGGACCAGUGACCUCAGAAAACAUGGCAUCAACUCCAGGGCUGGCUCUGCACUAAGAGACAAUUGCACUAAGUGGGUCCUGUUCCCAAAGUAACCGCUUCCCCUCCUAGCUGAGCCCUGGGGACUGUUCCAAAGCCAGUGAAAUGUGAAGGAAGAAUGGGGUCCCUGUGGGACAGUGCCCCCCCUGCCUCAGAGGAGCUCUGCCCUGGCUCCCUGCUUAGGCUGAGGGGCUUGUGAAAAAAACCUGGCACUUUUUCUUGUGGACCUUGCCACGUUUCUGAUCAGAGGUGUACACUAACGUUUUCCCAAGCUCUUGGCCUUUGCAUUUAUUUAUACUGUGCCUUGCCCUGCACCCACGUGCCCCCUCAGGCAGGCCCCGGCAGCCCCCAGCAGGCCCAGUGAGGCAAGCGUGAGCGCCUUGGUGUGAUUUAAAAUUGGAGAUACCAUCUGACCACUAAGUCUUGUGUGACCACACAUGUACAUGUGUGUAAAUAUGUACAUUUGUCUUUUUAUAAAAAUUGUAUUGUUUAUAAGGGUUGUGGCCUUUUAUUUAGAGAUAAAUCAUAGGUGAUUUUGCUUCUCAUAGACACAUUCUGAUGGAUUCAUUGUUGGCAUCCUUCCUGAGCUUAACUUUGGGAUGAGUGGUUACACACCUUUUGUGAAAUCCUUUCAGUUGUGGUCAUGGAGAAGAUGGCAGGAGAAAGGACAGUUGUGGCACAGGGACAUGUUCAUGUAAAUACAGUCAUGUAUUGGCUAUACAGGUAGAGCUAUGAGUUGACCUGGGGCUCCUGGGGCCCAAGGAGUGUUAGGUUUGAGUUCUUCUGAGGGAUGUGCCAUCAACUAAUGUUUUGCUAUAAACUCAAAUGCAAGUGUACUCAGGUGCUACUUCACAAAGUUAUCAGUUAACACAGCAUGGUCACCAUCAGAUCACACACCAGCCCCAUAAAGAUCCCUGAGGCCUUCUAUGCUGAGCAUAACUUGCUGUCUGUUUUCUGCAGUGAUGGGAAUGUUCUCUGUCUGCGUUGUCCACUACAACAGGCAGUGGUAUAGUCACAUGUGCUAAACCAAACACUUGAAAUGUGGCCAGUACAAUGGCGGAACUGGAUUUUUAAAAAAUUUUUUUGGUUGUGCUGCUCGCAUGCAAGAUCUUGGUUCCUGGACCCAGGAUAGAACCCAUGCCCCCUGCAGUGGAAGUUUGGAGUCCUAAUCACUGGAUGCCAGGGAUUUCCCUGGAUUUUUAAAGUUUCAUUUAGUUAGUUAAAAUUCAAAAGGCCACACGUGGCCAGUGGCUACCAUAUUGGACAGUACAGGUAGAUACUGGAUUGGGAACAGAUUUGAGGGGGAGGGGCUGGGGUAGCUGAAGGACACUGGGGACUGGGGCUUGGGACUAUUCACCUGACUGUUCAAAAGUAUUUUACUGUUUUGACAGUCAGUAAUAACUGGUGCUGAAAAUCA
Molecule: messenger RNA, 3151 nt
Organism: Odocoileus virginianus texanus
Lineage: Eukaryota; Metazoa; Chordata; Mammalia; Artiodactyla; Cervidae
Gene: IRF1
Product: interferon regulatory factor 1
Biological process (GO): regulation of transcription by RNA polymerase II; immune system process
Cellular component (GO): nucleus
Molecular function (GO): DNA-binding transcription factor activity, RNA polymerase II-specific; RNA polymerase II cis-regulatory region sequence-specific DNA binding
Source: RefSeq, a predicted model, not a curated record